This is a messenger RNA of Monodelphis domestica (gray short-tailed opossum), 3442 nucleotides long. RefSeq lists its product as uncharacterized. NCBI's taxonomy places the organism in Eukaryota, Metazoa, Chordata, Mammalia, Didelphimorphia, Didelphidae. The record is from RefSeq and is a predicted model, not a curated record. Gene Ontology annotation, molecular function: DNA-binding transcription factor activity, RNA polymerase II-specific; RNA polymerase II cis-regulatory region sequence-specific DNA binding. Gene Ontology annotation, biological process: regulation of transcription by RNA polymerase II.
GUAAAAGGCCAGUGGGGGGCCUGAGAGGGGCUUUUGGACUUUUUUGGGUUGGGAGUUGGUUGAAAGUGGUGUGGGUCAGUGAUUACUUGCAGGGAUCCUGGAGUCAGAGGGAAUGACCUUUGAGAGUGACAGAUGUCCAGCCCAGGAGGUGGUGACAUUCAAGGAUGUGACUGUGGACUUCACCCUGGAGGAGUGGCGCCUCUUGACCCCUCCCCAGAAGGAGCUGUACAAGGAGGUGAUGCUGGAGAAUGCCUGGAACCUUCUCUCUGUGGGAAUAAUGGACCAACUGAGAAACAGAAUUGGGACCAAUGAGGAUUUGUUGAGUCGCCCAGUAGAAGAGGCAGAAACUCCCCAAAUGAAAAGUUCGCAAGGGCUUACAGUUGCCAGAGAAGACGUGAUCUCUUAUUUUGAGCAAAGGGAAGUACCAUGGAUGCUAGAGCAAGAAGACCUGAGAAACUGUGGUCCAGAAGGAGGGAUCAGACUUGAAAUGAAAGAGACUCUAACAGAAAUGAGCCUUUCUGUGGAAGAAACUGACAAACAAAAAUUAAUGAGUGAUGGUCCUUAUAACUUAACUUGUAGAAAAUUCUGUGUUGAAUAUCGAAAUCCAUCCCUUCUUGAACACCAAAGUAUGCACACUGAGGAAAAAUCUAGUGAAAAUAUUCAGUGUGGAAAGACUUUUACACGAAGGGAAAGUCUUCCUAGACAUCAGAGAAUUCACUGUGGUGAGAGACCAUAUGAAUGCGAGCAAUGUGGAAAGACAUUCAGUCAGAGAUCCUCUCUUGCUAUGCAUCAGAGAAUCCACUCUGAUGAGAAAUCUUAUGAAUGCAAGCAAUGUGGAAAGACUUUUCAGCAGAGUUCCAAUCUUGUUCGACAUCAGAGAAUCCAUUCUGAUGAGAAACCUUAUGAAUGCAAGCAAUGUGGAAAGACAUUCAAAGUGAGCACCAGUCUUGCUGUACAUCAAAGAAUCCACACUGGGCAGAAACCUUAUGAAUGCAAGAAAUGUGGAAAGACAUUGACUCAGAGUUCCCAUCUUGCUGUACAUCAGAGAAUCCACUCUGAUGAGAAACCUUAUGAAUGCAUGCAAUGUGGAAAGACAUUCAAAGUGAGCACCAGUCUUGUUGUGCAUCAGAGAAUCCACACUGGGGAGAAACCUUAUGAAUGUAAGCAGUGUGGAAAGACAUUCAGAGUGAAAUCCAAUCUUACUAUACAUGAUAGAAUCCACACAGGGGAGAAACCUUAUGAAUGCAAGCAAUGUGGAAAGACAUUCAAAGAGAGUUCCAAUUUUGCUCGACAUCGGAGAAUCCACACUGGGGAGAAACCUUACGAAUGCAAGCAAUGUGGAAAGACAUUCAAAGUGAGUUCCAGUCUUGUUGUACAUCAAAGAAUCCACACUGGGGAGAAACCGUAUGAAUGCAAGCAAUGUGGAAAGACAUUCAAAGAGAGUUCCAAUCUUGCUCGACAUCAGAGAAUCCACUCUGAUGAGAAACCUUAUGAAUGCAAGCAAUGUGGAAAGACAUUCAGAGUGAAAUCCAAUCUUACUAUACAUGAGAGAAUCCACACUGGGGAGAAACCUUAUGAAUGCAAGCAAUGUGGAAAGACAUUCAAAGAGAGUAUCAGUCUUGCUCGACAUCAGAGAAUCCACACUGGGGAGAAACCUUAUGAGUGCAUGCAAUGUGGAAAGACAUUCAAAGUGAGUUCCAGUCUUGCUGUACAUCAGAGAAUCCACACUAGGGAGAAACCCUAUGAAUGCAAGCAAUGUGGAAAGACAUUCACUCAGAGGUCCCAUCUUGCUCGACAUCAGAGAAUCCACUCUGAUGAGAAACCUUAUGAAUGCAAGCAAUGUGGAAAGACAUUCAAAGUGAGUACCAGUCUUGCUGUACAUCAAAGAAUCCACACUGGGGAGAAACCUUAUGAAUGUAAGCAAUGUGGAAAGACAUUCAAAGAGAGUUCCAGUCUUGUUCGACAUCAGACAAUCCACUCUGGUGAGAAACCUUAUGAAUGCAUGCAAUGUGGAAAGACAUUCAGAGUGAGACUCAGUCUUACUCAACAUGAGAGAAUCCACACUGGGGAGAAACCUUAUGAAUGCAAGCAAUGUGGAAAGACAUUCACUCAGAGGUCCCAUCUUGCUCGACAUCAGAGAAUCCACUCUGAUGAGAAACCUUAUGAAUGCGUGCAAUGUGGAAAGACAUUCAGAGUAAGACCCAGUCUUACUCAACAUGAGAGAAUCCACACUGGGAAGAAACCUUAACAGUGCAAGCAAUGUAGACUUUCAGGUGGAUCUCCAGUCUUGCUUACACAGAGCUCUCACUUUGCUCAAAAUCAGAUUAUUUACUGUAGUAUGUUAUAAGCUCUAUAAGAUUAGGUCUAAAUGAUUUAGACCUACAGUCUGAUACAAUGCUCAAAUUAAGUUGGGGUAAUAGAAAUUUGGUAUUAACCAAGUUAUAACAAAACUGAUUACUAAAUUGAUGUAACCCACUGCAUUGUUCAUUAUGUAUGUCUAUGAUAUCGAUCAGAUAAUCAAUGAGUAUUGAUAUGUUAAUAAAAGAGCUAACCAAAAGCCCCUUGUGGUGGAGACAAGUAAGAUUCUCUAUGAUCCUAAUACUGUGUUGGAGUCUUCUUUCUUUUUUCUUCUUUCCUCUGUGAACCUAGAAAAAGCACAGAACCACUAAAGUAGUCAGUAAAACCCAGUCUUUAAUCAGGAAAGAGAUAGUGCUCAAUAUUCGUCUGCCACACAGAGCCAAGUGCCUAAAAACCAUACAUAGCCAAGAGCUCUGGGACUCUGGGAACAGUAUCUCUGAGAGAAUCAAAGGUGAGAUGAUUCUCCAAAGAAUAAUAGAAAUUGGGGACUUAUAUACCUUUUGGGAAACUAAGGACGGGGGAAGUAUGAUUGAUUGGCUUUACUAUGGCCACAGGGAAAUGAGAAGUGCAAAGCAGGAUUAUCAGGGAGAGGCUGAUGCUUUACAAUGGAUACAAAAGGAAAGGGUCCAGCCAAGGGCUGAACUCCCUGGGAGAGGACUGAUAUAAUGGGAGAAAUUUCUAGGAUUAAAAAAGGUACUUAGCAUUUGACUGUCUACUAGUCCCACCUAAACUAGGAUCAUUAAGUACUUUAAGGUCUAUUGUUCAGUCUGAAAUGGGUGAGUGUAGGACUUCCUUGGGGAGUUCUCAGGGGAUGGGACAAAACUGGGGUUUCCCAAAACCCAGUUGACAUUUUUCUUAUCUUGAAUUCCAUAUUUUGUGCUCACAGUUCCUCCACCGUUUAUGCAGGCCUGAACACUAACCACACUCUCAAAUACCUUAAUUCAUUGUUUCAUGGCAUCCAGAUCUAAAAAGAAGUUGAUUUAGUAAGGGAAUAAUGUAUAGAAAUAAUUUCUAAUUAGCAUAAUUUUAUAUACAUUUUUCAAAUAAUCCCCACAAAUGAAAAAUUAAAUAUCGAAUAAUGUUA